AUGCGUCUCGUGCGGACACGCUCUCGUGGACGCCAGAGACCGCCGUCUAUCAAACACGACGAUGCCCUCACCCGCCGCGUCGCCCUCUCACAGCCAGCAGCGCCGUUGCGGCCAGCAAACGUCGCUCCCGUUGCGUUGCCGCCACCCUCCGUCCUAGCCUGCCAAAUGUCCUGGACAUGCCGCGACAGCCCAGUCGACAUGGCGACGCUGCUCGGACAGCCAAUUGAUGCACAUGUCCAAGGACAUGAUCCGAGCACACCGACUCUGACUGCCGCCAUCUGCCUCCAAGAGGUUGCUAGCUCUACUCUAGCGCAAAUACGCCGUCUUCGAGAAGUCCUCGUGGAAAGUGAUGCGCUGCUGGCGCUGCUGACUAGCGAGGGCUGCAGGACUUAUGUUAUGGUGCCAUUAUUGCGAUUCAGGCAUUCCGAAUGUCCCGUAAUUCCAGCUUCUGUCAUACCCGAGAGGUUUGCUGCCCAAGAUCAGCACCCCUAG
Parastagonospora nodorum SN15 is the source of this 492-nucleotide messenger RNA. RefSeq lists its product as hypothetical. The coding region runs from base 1 to 492 and encodes 163 amino acids. The record is from RefSeq and is a predicted model, not a curated record. Lineage: Eukaryota; Fungi; Ascomycota; Dothideomycetes; Pleosporales; Phaeosphaeriaceae. The transcript is spliced from 3 exons.